AUGCAGAACGAUGCAGGAGAAUUCGUUGAUAUGUAUGUGCCAAGGCGUUGCGAUGUUAGCAACCAGUUGAUUGGCGCUAAAGACCACGCCUCCAUUUCCAUUCGGCUGGCCGAAGUUGAUCACAACACCGGCCGAAUGACAGGAAAGUGCAAGACAUUUAACAUCUCUGGCCAAGUUAGAGCUAUGGGUGAAUGCGAUGAUUCCCUUAAUAGGUUAGCACUUAAGGCCAAGAUGCUGCCAAAGGACUUCUGCGAAUAA
This is a messenger RNA of Dibothriocephalus latus, 258 nucleotides long. The record is from the annotation of a GenBank genome assembly. Lineage: Eukaryota; Metazoa; Platyhelminthes; Cestoda; Diphyllobothriidea; Diphyllobothriidae.